This is a messenger RNA of Heterotrigona itama, 969 nucleotides long. Lineage: Eukaryota; Metazoa; Arthropoda; Insecta; Hymenoptera; Apidae. The record is from the annotation of a GenBank genome assembly.
AUGUCAGCAAUAAGAACAGUAACUAAAUACGUUGAUGAUGCAAAAAUAAUAUACAAGGCACUGAAUGGUGUAGUUGCGUUGUAUAAACCUCAAGCUUUACACUUCAACAAUCUAAGAGAAACAGUGAUCAGCAAUUUAUGCAGAGAAUUAAAUGAUAUGCAUACAAGACCACCAAUGAAACAUGUAGCUAUUGAAGGAGAAACCAAUAAACCUAUGAAAGUUGUUGUUCGAAAUAGCUUUGCAGAUCAUCCAUUACUAGUAGGACCUCGUUAUCAACCAAAUGACUUUAGAAUGGGAGCUACAAAAAUUAUGCAUAAAGAUGUGUCUGGCAUUUUGGUUUGUGGAAUCAAUGCAGGUAAUCAAUUGAUACAUAAAAUAAAAACAUCUCAAAGUUUAAGGUUCUACAAGAUAAAGGGAUUAUUAGGAGAAGCGACAGAUAAUUAUUUUCAUACUGGAAAAGUAGUAGAAAAAUCUACAUACGCACAUGUGAGACGUGGUCACCUUGAUAAGUUAUGUAGCUCAAUGCAAUCUACACAUCAAAGAAAAAUGUUUGAAUUGUGUGGUGUAGAUAUCCAAAGCCAAGCUGCAUAUGAAUUAGCAGUUAAAGGAUUACUUAGACCAGCAGAUUCUAAUAUCCCUAUGAUAUACACAAUUAAAUGUGUAGACUUUUCACCUCCAGAAUUUAUAUUAGAAGUUGUUUGCACAAAUGAAACUGAUUUGUAUUUAAAAGCCAUAAUUCAUGAUCUAGGAUUAAAGCUUCGUAGUAAUGCUACUUGUACUCAAGUACUUUGUAUACAAGAUGGUUUAUUUAAUAUAAAGCAUGCAUUGUUAUCAAAGCAAUGGACUCUACAAAACAUUGUAACCAACAUACAAAUGUGUCAAAAUGUCAUAAAUCAGAAUGAGCAUAUAUUACAUCAAAAAAAUCCUGCAUUAAUGGAACCUAACAAUGAUAUAAAUAUCAUUGAAUAA